AUGUAUUCUUUAGCAGCAGCAGCAAAGGAAGGGCCCUGCCGCCAUGAUAGCCCAGUGACAGGUCGUUGCAUGCUGUGCUGCAGCAGCAACGAUGAGAGCUGCAGCAGCAGCAGCAACAGCAGCAGCAGCAGCAGCAGCAGCAGCAGCAGCAGCAGCUUGCUGCUGCAUGCUCUAUGCCAGAGCCGUCGCCUGUAUAACAACCUCUCUGCUUUUCUUGGAGCAGCAGACAUGAAUAAGUUUCUGCUGCAGCUGUCUUCUGGGGUGUACAUACACCUCAUGCUGCAGCAGCAAAAGAUAGAUAUAGGGCCUGGUGAUCUCCCGCUGCUGCAGCAGAAACCCCUCGAGCUGCUGCUGCUGCACCGCCUGCUGCUGCAGCAGCGAGCCUGGCGCCACACAACUGCCCUUUACCUGCAGCAGCAGCAGCACCAGCAGCAACAGCAGCAGCAGCAGCAGCAGCAGCAGCAGCAGGUGUAUCUGCAGGUCCCUCCUCUCUCAGAUAGGAUGCAUCUGCAGCCCGUCGAUGAAUUUGCGUUUUGCUGCUGCAGCGAAGAAGCAGUCCGCCAGAUACUGCUGCAAGCAGCAGACAGCAGCAGCAGCAGCAGCAGCAGCAGCGGUGGUUGCAGCAGCAGCGAAAGCAGCAACAGCAGCAGCAGAACGAGCUGUGGUGGUGAUUCCAGCAGAGGCGGCAGCAGCAGCCCCGCUAGCAGCGUGGUGGCAGGCAGCCCCACCAAAAGCAGCAGCAGCAGCAGCAGCAGCAGCAGCAGGAACAGCAGCAGCAGCAGGAGCAGCAGGAGAAAGGGCCACCAGUGCAGCAAGAGUGGUGUGAUAGGUGACCAGUGGUUCGGUGGUGGUCUGCUGCAGCACUUCUGCAUGCGCAGCUGCGCGGUGUCUGUACAGGGGCUGUAUGAUAUAACUUCGUGUCUGCUGCUGCCGCUGCAGUCGCAGCUAAAAAUGCUGCUGCUGCAGCACUGCUCCCUAGACUGCUGCGACGCUCUGCUGCUGGCUCGCUGUCUGCACCAGAUGCAGGCUCUCGAGGUGUUGGAUCUGAGCAACAACGAGAUAAAAGAUGUGGGGGCUACGGUGCUGCUGGCUACGCUGCACCGCGGCAACCGCCCGGCAAACAUUCAGCGGCUAGCGGACCUGCGGCAGCAGCGGCAGCAGCAGCAGCAGCAGCGGGAGCAGCAGCAGCAGCAGCAGCAGCAGCGGCGACAGCAGCAGCUGCUGCAGGGAGAAAGGGAAAGACUCAAGAGGGAUAGCAACGGAGACGAUCCAGAGCAGCAGCUGCAGCAGGAGCAGCAGCAGCAGCAGGAAGAGGAGGAGCAGCGGCUGCAGGAGCAGCAGCAGCAGCAGGAGAGAGAGCAGCAAGAACGAGAAGAAGAAGAAAACCUGAAACGCUCUGAGGUGUACAGACACCUCAGGUGUAUAGACCUGGGGGGCAACGACCUCUGCGGCAGCGAGACGCUGCUGCCUGUUCUUGCUGCCUUUAUAGUUGAUGCUGCAGCAGCAGCAGCACGGCUCAGCAGCAUAUGUUUACAGUCGAAUGACUUGGGUCCUGCUGCUCUUGCUGCUGCUGCUGCUGCUGCUGCUCUCUAUACGCAGCAGCGAAACAAAAUGCUGCAGGCAGAAGCAGCAGCAAGAGAUGCUGCUGCUGCUAGAGAAGCUGCUGCAGCAGCAAGAGCAGCAGCAAAGGCUGCUGCUGCUGCUGAACGGGCAUCAUGCAGCGCAGCAGACGUUCGCGCCGCCGCUGCAGCAGCAGCAGCAGCAGCAACAGCAACAGCAACAGCAGCAGCAGCAGCAGCAGCAGCAGCAGCAACUGGUGAUGGCGAUAUUUGCUGCCGCAGACAACACACGAAGCAGCAGCGCUCUCUCAUCAGCGGCUGGGAAGGCUGGCAGAGCAGCAGCAGCAGCAGCAGCAGCAGCAGCAAAAGCAGCAGCAGCAGCGGCGAUCGGCCCCUCUGCUGCAGUCUGCUGAUAGAUAUGAGAGACAACCCCCGCUGCAGCAGCAGCAGCAGUGCUGCUACUUCUGGCUCGUCCAGCAGCAUCAGCAGCAGCAGCUGCUGCAGCACCCCGACGUUUGCUGCUGCUGCGGCUACGCAGGUUCCUCCGGGUAUCUCUGCUGCUGCUGCUGCUGCUGCUGCACCACCUGUAGAAAGAAGAAAAAGAAGCAGGGAAAAACCAGAUGAAACCAAACGCAGCAGCAACAAGGUGUAUUGCGCUGCUGCUGCUGCUGCAGUUGGGGUAGCUGCUGCUGCUGCUGCAGCAGCAGCACAGCAGGCAUGUACAGGUCCUGCGUCUGUGUCAGCAUCAGCAGCUGCAGCAGCAGAAGCAGCAGCAGCCGAGGCGGGUGCAGCAGCAGCAGCAGCAGCUGCUGCUGCUCGUGAGGCGACAGCUGAACAGCUAGCACUGGUUGCAGCAGAAACAGCAGCAUCAGCAGCAACGCAGCAUCUUGCUGCUGCUACCCUCAGCAGGCUGCGCAGCGCAGCAAAGGUAGAGAUAGGGACCCAGGAGGAGACAGUGAGAGGAGACGCGAGAAUGUUUAUGGGUAGGGGGCGUGAGGUGUAUACGGAGCUGCUGCAGCACGAGCAGCUGCAGCUGCUGCGGCACAGCAAGCUGCAGCAGCAGCAGCAGCAGCAGCAGCAGCAGCAAAGGAUGAUGGCUCGCAGCAGCAGCAUCAGCGAUGCAGAAACAGAAGACGACUCAGACUAUGAGCUCUCAGAUGUUGCUGUUAACCUCAGCAGCAGCAGCAGCAGCAGCAGCAGCAACAGCAGCAAUAGCAGCAACAGCAGCAGCAACAGCAACACUUCCUCUCCAACAGCAGAAGGCAGCAGCAGCCCCCUGCUUAUACCCAGCUACAGCAGCAGCAGCACCCCCCGUGCUAUCGAUGCUGCUGAAUGCUGCAGCAGCAGCAGCAGCAGCAGCAGCAGCAGGAGUAGAAGUAGUAGCAGCAGCAGCAGCAGCAGCAGCAGCAGCAGCAGUAGUAGCUACGCCCCACGCAGGCAUCAUCCAGUGAGCCCCUGCAGUGCUGCUGAAAACAACAACAACAACAACAGCAGCAGCAGCAGCAGCAGCAGCAGCAGCGACACGGACAUCAGCAGCGAAGUUCAGGAGAGCGAGAUGGCCGACCUGCUGGACGAUGCAUUCGCUCCCCCGCCCCUCUAG
Molecule: messenger RNA, 3159 nt
Organism: Eimeria mitis
Lineage: Eukaryota; Apicomplexa; Conoidasida; Eucoccidiorida; Eimeriidae
Exons: 6
Coding region: 1-3159 (1052 amino acids)
Molecular function (GO): protein binding
Source: RefSeq, a predicted model, not a curated record